UUUUAUUCAAGAUUGUUUGUUUGGCUUGUGAACAAGAUCAAUAACUCUAUUGGUCAAGAUCCUGAUUCGAAGAACUUGAUUGGGGUUCUAGAUAUUUAUGGAUUUGAGAGUUUCAAGACAAACAGGUGCUUAACCGUUUUGAGCAAUUCUGUAUCAAUUUGACAAAUGAAAAACUACAGCAACAUUUUAAUCAGCAUGUUUUCAAGAUGGAGCAAGAAGAAUAUACAAAAGAAGAAAUUGACUGGAGUUAUAUAGAGUUUAUUGACAAUCAAGAUGUUCUUGAUCUCAUUGAGAAGAUUGGUAAAACCAAAGUGUUUCUCAGAGCUGGCCAGAUGGAAGAAUUGGAUGCUUGUCGAAGUGAGGUCUUAGGAAGAUCAGCAGGUGUCAUACAGAGGAAAGUUCGAUGUUAUCUUGCUCAGAAAAGCUUUAUCUUGUUACGGGUUUCUUCCAUUCAGAUUCAAGCCUUUUGUAGAGGACAAGUUGCACGCUAUCAGUAUGACUGCAAGAGAAGGGAGGCUGCUUCUAUUAAAAUCCAGACACAUUAUCGUAUGUGUCUUUCUAAGAAUGCAUACCAAAAGUUGUACUCUUCAGCUGUUUUAAUUCAAACAUGUAUACGUGGGAUGGCUGCUCGUAGUGACCUUAAGUUCCGGAAGCAGACAAGGGCUGCUAUUAUUAUCCAAAAUCAAUACCGGAAAUACUUAAAUCGCUGCCGUUAUUUGAGGAUAAAGAAAGCAGCAGUGACCACACAAUGUGCUUGGAGAGGAAAACUUGCACGCAGAGCUCAAAAUGGCUGCUAAGGAAACCGGUGCCCUUCAGGCUGCCAAAAAUAAGCUGGAAAAGCAAGUUGAAGAAUUGACCUGGCGUCUGCAGCUAGAGAAGCGAAUGAGGGUAUAUUGAGAUGAUUUCUUUGGAGCAAUUCUUGACAACAUUUGUAGUUGAGGCUUUUAGAAUGGAAGAAUGUAUUCCACUAAUUUUUGUAUACAUUUUUUGUUUUGUACUUAGUGAUAAAGGAAUCUAAAUUGGGCAUAAAUUAUGUUGUAAUAUGAUUUUUUAAGUCUAGACUAGUAGACUAAAUAUUGUAAUUACAUGUGAGUAAUUAAUAAAAAUCUAUUUAUGUUA
Messenger RNA from Humulus lupulus (European hop), 1119 nucleotides. Its product is annotated as myosin-6-like. Gene Ontology annotation, biological process: vesicle transport along actin filament; actin filament organization. The record is from RefSeq and is a predicted model, not a curated record. Gene Ontology annotation, molecular function: actin filament binding; microfilament motor activity; ATP binding. Gene Ontology annotation, cellular component: vesicle; actin cytoskeleton; cytoplasm. The coding region runs from base 207 to 797 and encodes 196 amino acids. The transcript has 9 exons. Lineage: Eukaryota; Viridiplantae; Streptophyta; Magnoliopsida; Rosales; Cannabaceae.